Bursaphelenchus okinawaensis is the source of this 1746-nucleotide messenger RNA. Lineage: Eukaryota; Metazoa; Nematoda; Chromadorea; Rhabditida; Aphelenchoididae. The record is from the annotation of a GenBank genome assembly.
AUGCUUCGUCGUUCUGUCCAAACCGCCGUUUUGUUUCGUCGUACCAUGGCGUCCGGAAACUUCAGAUUAGAGAGAGAUACUUUUGGAGAACUGAAGGUGCCUUCUGAGAAAUACUAUGGUGCUCAAACUGCUCGGUAUGUUUUUACAUUUUAGUGUAUCUCCUUUUAGUUCUAUGAUGAACUUCAAGAUUGGCGGACCAGAAGAACGAAUGCCAUUGCCUGUUAUCCAUGCUUUUGGGUAUUUGAAGAAAUCUGCUGCUAUUGUUAACAAGGAAUUUGGUCUGGACAACAAGAUCUCAGAGGCUAUUACCCAAGCUGCUGGUUAGUUUUGUAUUUUUGUCAGCUUUUAAUAAAGUUUGGUUUUAAAUUGGCUUUUUGGUAAUUUUAUUGUUUUAGAUGAUGUGAUCUCUGGCAAGUUGGACGAUCAUUUUCCUUUGGUUAUUUGGCAAACCGGAUCAGGUACUCAGUCGAACAUGAACGUAAACGAGGUUAUUUCGAACAGAGCUAUUGAAAUUAUGGGUAUGUUUUAAUGUUUUUACAAAGUUUGAUUUUUUUGUUAUAUAUAAACAAACUUUUUAGUUAUAAAAUUGUUGAUCUUAUGUUAUUUAGGAGGAGAAUUGGGAUCUAAAACUCCUGUUCAUCCAAACGAUCAUGUCAACAAGUCUCAAUCUUCAAAUGACACUUAUCCUACAGCGAUGCAUGUUGCUGUAGCUUUGGAGAUUAACAGGAGAUUGUUUCCUGCUUUAGAGAAGUUACAAAAUGCUUUGGAUGCUAAAGCCAAGGAAUUCGAGUCUAUUAUCAAGAUUGGACGUACUCACACUCAGGAUGCGACACCACUUACUUUGGGUCAAGAAUUCAGUGCAUAUGUACAACAAGUAGGUAUAUAUUGUUGUUUGUAUUACGUAGUUUUAGAUUAAAAACGGAAUUGAAAGAGUCAAGUCUACUCUACCUCGUCUGUACGAGUUGGCUGCUGGAGGUACCGCUGUCGGAACUGGUUUGAACACCAGAAUCGGAUUUGCAGAGAAAGUAGCAUCUACCUUGAAAGACUUGACUGGACUGCCAUUUGUGACCGCUCCAAACAAGUUUGAGGCUUUGGCUGCUCAUGAUUCUCUGGUCGAAGUUCACGGUGCUUUGAACGUUGUUGCUUGUUCUUUGAUGAAGAUUGCAAAUGACAUCAGAUUCUUGGGCUCGGGACCUCGUUGUGGGCUUGGAGAGCUUUCUUUGCCUGAGAACGAACCUGGAAGUUCGAUUAUGCCUGGCAAAGUUAACCCAACUCAAUGUGAAGCUCUUACUAUGAUUGCUGCUCAGGUAUUCGGAAAUCAGGUGAGGUUUGAAUUGUAUUUGUUGUUUUUAAUGUAUUUUUUUAACUCAUUGUUUGAUAUUUCAGGUUGCUGUAACUGUUGGUGGCUCGAACGGCCACUUCGAGCUGAACGUCUUUAAGCCUUUGAUGGUCAAGAACGUUCUACAAUCUAUUAGACUCAUUGCUGAUGGUUCAGUUUCUUUCACCGACAACUGUGUUGUUGGCAUUGAAGCUAACAAGGAACAUAUCCACAAUUUGUUGAACGAGUCUCUUAUGUUGGUCACUGCUUUGAACCCUCACAUUGGAUAUGACAAUGCUGCCAAGAUAGCCAAGACGGCUCACAAGAAUGGAACUACACUUAAGGAAGAAGCUGUGAAGCUAGGCAUUCUUUCACCCGAAGACUUCGACAAAUGGGUGCGGCCAGAAGACAUGUUGGCCCCCAAGUAA